Messenger RNA from Alternaria incomplexa, 336 nucleotides. RefSeq lists its product as uncharacterized. The transcript has 4 exons. The record is from RefSeq and is a predicted model, not a curated record. The coding region runs from base 1 to 336 and encodes 111 amino acids. Lineage: Eukaryota; Fungi; Ascomycota; Dothideomycetes; Pleosporales; Pleosporaceae.
AUGCCAGCGCCCACGGGGAACGUAUGGGGAGCCAAACAGGGGAAAGGAUCAGGCCCCGCGGCUGCACCAGCUCAAGCGCAGCCCGACCAGCACGUACCUGUGAAGGAAUUCAAUGCGAACGAGGUCAGGGACUUCCUCAAGAAGAAAUACCUUGAGAGCACAGCUAACCAACCCUCGGUAUACCACAAGGUCCCCGGUGACUCUGUCCCGACCCGAAGCACUGGCGCAUGGGGCAAAGGAGGCACCAUGACACACCUCAUGCCGACCGGCCAGGACUUCUUCACACAGCUGAAGAAGCAGAUCGCCAGUCUCGAGCAGACCAAACCCGCGCAAUAA